AUGGCUUUAGGCGAAACCAAACAGUCGCCGGAGAGGAUGGAGGAGAGCGUGGGCUGCGCGGCUGACCGCGCCCGUCUGCUAGACGCAGACUCGGAGCCGGAGCAGACGGACCCUGUCGCCGUCCGGGCGACUAUCGCGUCGUACCUGGAGGACAUCGACAGCUACAUGCGGUCCCUGGAGGAGCUAAGGAGGCCGAGGGACUAUAUGCCGGAGACCCUAGUUACCCCUGCUCGGAGGGCAGCCGUGGUGAAUUGGCUCGUGAGAGUGGCUGAUGCAUUUAAGUUUCCGGCUGACACACUUCACCUUGCGGUUUCAUACGUGGACCGCUUCCUCUCAGUGGGUGUCAUUGUCCGGAAGGAGCUGCAGUUACUGGCCGUGGCUGCAAUGCUUCUUGCUGCGAAAUAUGAAAAUGGAUAUAUACAUGAGGUGGAGGAUUACACUUACAUUACCGACAACUUAUACACCAAACAGCAGGUGGUGAAGAUGGAGUCUGACAUACUGAAUUUGCUUAAGUUUGAGAUGGGGAGCCCCACUACAAGAACUUUUCUACGGAGAUACAUAGCUACUUGUCGUCGAGGCGAUGCAAAAAAGCUGGAGUUUCUGUGUAGCUACCUUGCGGACUUAAGCUUGUUGGACUAUGACUGCACAAAGUUCAAGCCAUCAGUUGUUGCCGCUGCCUGCCUUUUUGUGGCCAGGUUCACAAUCAACCCAAAUACCCGACCUUGGAACCUGAUGCUGCAAUGGAAAAUGGACUACAAGGUCUCUGAUCUCAAGUGUUGCAUCUUGAAGAUACACUGUUUGCAGUCGAUUGGAACGUAUCCAGGCCUGAAACCAGCUUCCGUAAAAGACAAGUACAAUCACUGCGAGCUUGAGCGUGUGUCGGAAUUGAUUCCACCACAAGAGAUCCCUGAGUACUUCCUAGAAGAUAUCAAACAAUGA
Lolium rigidum is the source of this 939-nucleotide messenger RNA. Its product is annotated as cyclin-A3-1-like. The record is from RefSeq and is a predicted model, not a curated record. Gene Ontology annotation, biological process: mitotic cell cycle phase transition; regulation of cyclin-dependent protein serine/threonine kinase activity. Bases 1 to 939 code for a protein of 312 amino acids. Gene Ontology annotation, cellular component: cyclin-dependent protein kinase holoenzyme complex; nucleus; cytoplasm. The transcript is spliced from 7 exons. Gene Ontology annotation, molecular function: cyclin-dependent protein serine/threonine kinase regulator activity. Lineage: Eukaryota; Viridiplantae; Streptophyta; Magnoliopsida; Poales; Poaceae.